AGAUAAGGUAGCAAGAAGAGAUCGAACCUGAUUCUCUGAGAUUCUUCUUUCGACAAAAGCUAUGGAGUAUUCUGGAGUCUCUCCGCCUAGGAAUCCUUCUCAGCUUUCAUGGGCGAGGAAUUUGAUUUUGGCCUACCAGAGCUUUGGUGUUGUCUACGGUGACCUCUGUACAUCUCCUCUCUAUGUGUUCCCUAACACAUUUAUUGGCAAGUUGCACAAGCAGCAUUACAACGAGGAAGCCGUAUUUGGUGCCUUCUCUUUGAUUUUCUGGACCCUCACGCUCAUCCCCCUUCUCAAGUACCUUCUUGUAUUACUCAAUGCCCAUGACAAUGGACAAGGCGGAACAUUUGCUCUCUAUUCGCUGCUUUGUAGGCAUGCUAAGCUUAGCUUACUUCCUAACCAGCAAGCUGCUGACGAAGAGCUCUCAGCUUACAAGUCCACUGAUACUGCAACUUCCUCCCCCUUUAAAAGAAUCUUUGAGAAGCACAAAAGGCUGAGGACUGUGUUGCUACUUCUUGUUCUUGCUGCUGCUGCUAUGGUCAUUGGAAACGGGGUUUUGACUCCAGCAAUAUCUGUUCUGUCUUCCAUGUCAGGUUUGCAAGCUACAGAGAAGAAAUCGACUGACGGCGAACUUCUGCUUCUUGCCUGUGUCAUACUAGUUGGAUUGUUUGCUUUGCAACACUCUGGUACUCACAGGGUGGCUUUUAUGUUUGCACCAAUUGUGAUCAUCUGGCUUUUUUCAAUCCUCUUCAUCGGUUUUUACAACAUCAUACACUGGAAUCCGAAGAUAAUCUAUGCAGUUUCCCCGCUUUAUAUCAUCAAAUUUUUCAGAAUGACUGGUCAAGAUGGCUGGAUUUCUCUUGGAGGGGUUCUUCUUUCUGUAACAGGCACUGAAGCUAUGUUUUCAAAUCUUGGCCAUUUCACCUCGGUCUCAAUCAGACUUGCUUUCGCCUUUCUUGUAUACCCAUGUCUGGUUGUACAAUACAUGGGCCAGGCAGCUUUCUUAUCAAAGAACCUCGGGUCUAUUCCCAACAGUUUUUACAGUUCAGUCCCAGAUCCUGUAUUCUGGCCUGUAUUUGUUAUCGCUACACUUGCAGCCAUUGUUGGCAGUCAGUCUGUGAUAACCGCCACAUUUUCAAUAAUCAAACAAUGCCAUGCUCUUGGAUGCUUCCCACGAGUCAAAGUAGUCCAUACUUCAAAACAUGGACAGAUGUAUAUCCCGGAGAUCAACUGGAUCCUGAUGAUCCUGACUCUUGCAAUAACUAUAGGUUUCCGGGACACAAUUUUGAUUGGAAAUGCCUACGGACUCGCCUGCAUGAUAGUAAUGUUCAUCACAACGUUCCUCAUGGCUCUUGUCAUAGUCGCGGUUUGGGAGAAGAGUUGUUUUCUGGCGGCUUUGUUCCUUGGAACUCUAUGGAUAAUCGAAGGUGCCUAUCUCUCAGCGGCGUUCAUGAAACUUGCAGAGGGUGGUUGGGUACCUUUGGUGCUCGCUUGCAUAUUUAUGACCGCUAUGUAUGUGUGGCACUAUGGUACUCGAAGGAAAUACAGCUUUGAUCUUCAUAACAAAGUUUCACUGAAGUGGUUGCUGGGACUAGGGCCUAGUCUUGGUAUUGUCCGUGUGCCCGGGAUAGGACUUGUAUACUCAGAACUUGCAACUGGAGUUCCUGCAAUUUUCUCUCACUUUGUCACCAACAUCCCGGCAUUCCAUAAAGUUGUGGUGUUUGUUUGUGUGAAGUCAGUGCCAGUGCCGCAUGUACUUCCUGAAGAACGCUUCCUCGUUGGCCGUGUUUGCCCAAAGCCUUAUCGUAUGUACAGGUGCAUAGUGAGGUAUGGGUACAAAGACAUUCAACGGGAGGACGGGGACUUUGAGAAUCAGUUGAUACAGAGCAUAGCGGAGUUCAUCCAGAUGGAAGCAGGGGACCUCCAAUCCUCGGCUUGCGAGUCCCAGUCAUAUGAUGGGAGAAUGGCCGUGUUAAGUAGCCACAAGAGUCUCUCAAACUCAAUCCUGACGGUUUCAGAGGUAGAGGAGUAUGAUGAGACGGCGAGACAAAGCAGUAAAUCUAUGACGUUGCAGAGUUUGCGGUCAGUGUACGAGGAAGAGUAUCAGCAGGGGCAAGUGAGGAGAAGGCGUGUGAGGUUGGGGUUAACGCAGCAGGCAAGUCGUGGGAUGGAGGGGUCGGUGAGGGAAGAGCUAAUGGAUCUGAUAGGGGCGAAAGAGGCAGGGGUUGCAUAUGUAAUGGGACAUUCGUAUGUGAAAGCAAGGAAAUCAUCGUCGUGGUUGAAGAAGCUGAUUAUUGAUAUAGGCUACUCGUUUCUGAGGAAGAACUGCAGAGGGCCAGCGGUAGCACUCAACAUACCUCACAUCAGCCUCAUUGAAGUUGGCAUGGUUUACUAUGUUUGAUUGAGCCAAAGAAAAGAAUGCAUGUGUAGUAGUGUAGCAUCUUCACCGAUGAUGCAACAUUCGUGGUGUAUGCUUAUUAUUUAUAUACUCCUCCUUAUGUUUGUUUCACACACUACACUUCAUGUAUUUGUAUUGUAUUGCAAAAAAAUCUUUAAAAAAUGUAUUGUAUUGGUGGAAUUAGACGGCA
Brassica oleracea var. oleracea is the source of this 2588-nucleotide messenger RNA. RefSeq names its product potassium transporter 4. Gene Ontology annotation, cellular component: membrane. Gene Ontology annotation, molecular function: potassium ion transmembrane transporter activity. The transcript is spliced from 9 exons. Bases 62 to 2401 code for a protein of 779 amino acids. Gene Ontology annotation, biological process: potassium ion transmembrane transport; cell tip growth. The record is from RefSeq and is a predicted model, not a curated record. Lineage: Eukaryota; Viridiplantae; Streptophyta; Magnoliopsida; Brassicales; Brassicaceae.